Molecule: messenger RNA, 514 nt
Organism: Lonchura striata (white-rumped munia)
Lineage: Eukaryota; Metazoa; Chordata; Aves; Passeriformes; Estrildidae
Source: RefSeq, a predicted model, not a curated record
GACCUUCAAGCGGCUCUGGAAGCAGGUCUCGGAGAACCUGGACCUCUACCGCAACUUCCCUCGCCUGGCCGGAGAGUGCGGAGGGAAGAACUUCCACGUGCUGCACGGCUCGGCGGACGUGGGCAGCGCCGUCAGCGCGACCCUGCGCUCCGCAUUCGAGUUCGGCGGGCAGAAGUGCUCCGCCUGCUCCCGGCUCUACGCGCCGGCCUCGCUGUGGCCCCACAUCAAAGAGAAGCUGCUGGAGGAGCACGGCAAGAUCAAAGUGGGAGAUCCCACCCAGGACUUCGGGACGUUCUUCUCGGCGGUGAUCGAUGACAAGGCCUUUGCCCGGAUCAAGGGGUGGCUGGAGCACGCCCGGAGCUCCCCCAGCCUGACGGUGCUGGCGGGCGGCGGCUGCGACGACAGCGUCGGCUACUUCGUGGAGCCCUGCAUCGUGGAGAGCAGCGACCCCCGGGACCCCAUCAUGAGAGAGGUGGGGAACCCCAAAUCCCCAUCAUGAGAGAGGUGGGGAACC